Molecule: messenger RNA, 2660 nt
Organism: Onthophagus taurus
Lineage: Eukaryota; Metazoa; Arthropoda; Insecta; Coleoptera; Scarabaeidae
Gene: Sirt1
Product: NAD-dependent protein deacetylase sirtuin-1
Biological process (GO): negative regulation of DNA-templated transcription
Cellular component (GO): rDNA heterochromatin; nuclear inner membrane; nucleus
Molecular function (GO): histone deacetylase activity, NAD-dependent; transcription corepressor activity; NAD+ binding
Source: RefSeq, a predicted model, not a curated record
AGACUAAUAUUCGUGUCAAAAAUGGAUUCCUACUCCGAACGCGAGGAACGGGGAUCCUGUGCGAAAAGACCAAAAUUGGACGUUAGCGAAUUUAAUGCGGGUGUUUUGUGCGACGCGGUCACAUUUUCCAAUUUUCCGACACCGUCCGGAGCCCAGAUCGACUCUACAGAAGGUUUUAAUGUGGAUUGUGACUCCGGAUAUGAAGCUUCCACAUUGAGUUCAAUGCCAACACCUUCAAAUCUUACCUCACCACACACAGAUCCAACGGAUUUUCAAGAAUGUUUACCACCAUCGGAAACGGAUCACCUAAAUCAACUUCACAAUGAUUUAUUCGCAUUGGACACAUCUCAAGAUAGUAUUGAAGCCGACGAUGACAACGCAUCCACGGUUAGUAAUUUAAGCGAGCUCAGCGGGAUUUCUGAAUUAUCCGGACACAAUUGGAAACCAAUGGCUGGAAGUAUGGCAUGGAUUAAAAAGCAAAUGGCAAGUGGUGUAGAUCCGCGCGCUUUAUUAAUAGAAUUAGGAGUUGAGCUACAAGAUUUACCUGCGAGCGUGGACGAUCUCAUGUUAUGGAAAUUAAUUAUAAACAUGCUUGCUGAACCACCCAGACGACAUAAAUUGAGACACGUUAACACAAUAGAUGAUGUAGUUAGGCUUUUAAAAGGUGCCAAAAAUGUGAUAGUUUUAACCGGGGCGGGUGUUUCAGUUUCUUGUGGAAUACCCGAUUUUCGUUCAAAAGAUGGGAUUUAUUCACGUUUAGCGAUAGAUUUCCCCGAUCUUCCAGAUCCGCAGGCUAUGUUUGAUAUAAAUUAUUUUAUAAACGAUCCUCGGCCGUUUUUUAAAUUCGCUAAAGAUAUUUACCCAGGAAAAUUCAAACCAAGCCCUUGUCACAGGUUUAUAAAACUUUUAGAACGGCACAAUAAACUAUUAAGAAAUUACACGCAAAACAUCGAUACUUUAGAGAAAGUUGCCGAUAUUCAAAACGUUAUUGAGUGCCACGGAUCGUUUGCAACUGCAACUUGUACAAAAUGCCAAGUUCAAUUAACAGCGGAGGCAAUUCGCGACGUGGUUUUAUCCCAAAACAUUCCUAUUUGCCAGUUUUGUCAGCCGGAAAUUGGGGAAUCGGCUUCGAUAGAAAGUUUUAAAGAUCGCGAAGUGGGUGCUUUGAAGAGGCUCGUUGAAAAUGGGAUUAUGAAGCCGGAUAUUGUAUUUUUUGGGGAAGGAUUACCCGAUACUUUUCAUGAAGCGAUGGCUGAGGAUAAAAAUAAAUGCGAUUUAUUAGUGGUUAUUGGGUCAUCGCUUAAAGUUCGACCAGUCGCUUUAAUUCCGAGUUCUUUACCCGCCAAUGUUCCUCAAAUCCUAAUUAAUAGAGAACCUUUACCUGAUUGUCAUUUCGACGUUGAAUUACUUGGUGAUUGUGAUGGAAUUAUUAAUCAUAUUUGUCAACUAUUGGGAAAUUCGUGGAGUGACCCAGUUUAUCGAAACCAACUUUUAAAAGAAACAGUACAACUCCUUCCAUGGAUUAAAGAAGAUCCAAUUUUAUGUCCACCACCGACUAUUCCAAAAACGUUGGAAGACGCGGCGUGUAAGUGUUCCUUUUCAAAUAACAAAAACAUUUGUGACAAAAAACCAUCAUCUUCUGGUCAAAAUCUUAAUCAAAUUAAUCAUCCGUCCGGUUGUGUGUGCACCCUAUCAAAUCAACCAGUCGAUUCGUCAUCGUUUGAAUUCUUACACGACGAUUCUGGUUACGCGAGAGACUCAAUCAAAGAACGACACGAAUCGAUUGAUUCAGCCCGAGAUUCCGGAAUCGGAGAUAAUUCAAAUUUCAUGGACGGCGAUACGAUGACGGAAACUGUUACGAUGUCGGAUAUGCGAGGUUAUUGGCAACCGAAAGAAAAAAGGAGUAUAGCGGAGCGUUUACCUAAAGAUAGCUUUUAUUUAAUACCGCCUAGUAGAUAUAUUUUUCCGGGUGCUGAGGUUUAUUACGACCCCGAUAAUUAUUUGGAUAAUAGUUCAAGUUCAGAUUCAACAGAGAGUGAGUCUGAACAAGACAAUUUAGAUGUUUCAUUUUAAUUUAUUUAAAUAAUUUGAUGGCUAAAUCUGAAUGUUUCUAAUUUUAGAUUUAGUUCAAUAAAAAUAUACAACAACAUGGCAUAAACUAGAAUUAUCAUUAACAUUAUAACUAUACUCUGUUUUUAAACCAGGAGGAGUAAACGCGAAAGUCAGAUUUACACUAAGAAAAAUCAAAUAAUUAAAUUAAUAAUUAUUAUUUAUUUAUUUGCUUAUUAUUAUGAAAUUUGUUGUGAACGACUUAUUAGGGUCACGAUCCUAUUAGAUUUCACUCAAUUAAAUUUACAACAAUGACAUUCAAAAUCAAAAUUCAAAAUUGACUGUGUGUGAACCUUCCUCGCAUUCAACCAAUCACGUGCAAGGUCAAUCUGGUGACAAAUUUAAAAUACUCCUCCUGGUUUAAAAACAGAGUAUAGAACUAAUGUGUCUUGAGGGACACAAACUUGAAUAAUUCUUGUUCUAGGUCUAAUGUUAGUUUUAGUUUAAUGAAAUGUAUAACAAUCUGGUGUUGAACAACAACUAAAACUAGGAUUAACACUUAAUAGAACUAACACUAGAUCUAGAACUAGAAACAUUUGAGGUUAGCUGCA